CAUCAUCAGCCAUCUCCUCUUAUCUCUCUCUCUCUCUAUAUAUCUAAAUUCUCACGGGCUCUUAUUUUUUUGGAAUUAUUUUUUUUCCCGUAAUUUCUAAUGUUCGUUCGAGAUUUGUCGGAGAAAAUUUCGGUAAAAUGUUGAAAUUUGUGAGAAUUAUUUAAAUAAUAAGAGAGAGGUCGUCAUUCUUUUUUUUUUUCCUCUCUUUGCAAAUUGAAGAAAUGGAAUCUUCGAAAGUUGAUAUUUGCUCUUUUCUUGGGAUUUGAAUGCUUUUUUAUCCUGGCUUCAAGAAUCUGUUUGAAUUUCCAAAUUUUCCUUCUAAUCUCUGAACAUGUCGGAAGCUGAGAAGAAAGAAAACGGAGAGAUCCACCGGAACAUUCAUCAACGGAUCCCUAGAGAUCUGUUGCAGAGGUUCAUGACCAAAAACCAGAAACCGUCGAUUGAAGAUGGAGAGGUAGAGAUUGAGUUAGACUUAGGGCUUUCUCUAAACGGUAGGUUCGGUGUGGACCCACUCGCCAAGACGAGGCUCACGAGGUCUUCUUCGAUUCCUGAUUUCGUGGUCAACGAUGGUAGAUCGGAGCUGAGUAGGACUUGCUCGUUGCCGGUGGAGACGGAGGAGUGGAGGAAGAGAAAGGAGUUGCAGAGCUUGAGGAGACUCGAGGCCAAGAGGAAGAGGUCAGAGAAGCAGAGAAACGUUAGGGUACUUAGGGAGAAACACAAAGCUGGAGGAGGAAAAGGAGAAGACAAGAUCGUAGAAGAAGGAUCUAUUGGUUCUUCUGGAAGUGGCUCCUCUGGUUUGUCUGAACUCGACACCCUCCCUACUCCUGUUCAAGCAACAACAAACAAGUCCCUGGAAACAAGUCCUUCGAGUGCUCAAUCUCUGCCGGAGAAUCCGGCGGCACGGAACAUCAUAGAAGACAUGCCAUGCGUGUCAACAACGGGCGAUGGACCGAACGGGAAAAAGAUCGAUGGGUUUCUGUAUCGGUACAGGAAAGGUGAGGAGGUGAGGAUUGUGUGCGUCUGCCAUGGAAGCUUCCUCUCGCCUGCAGAGUUCGUUAAACAUGCCGGUGGUGGUGACGUGGCACAUCCCUUAAAGCACAUCGUUGUAAAUCCAUCCCCCUUCUUGUGACCACUAUGGUCUCUUUGGGACAGUUUCUCUUUUUACCAGAUUGUUGUAUCGGAGUUUAUGGAACAAUGUCACAUAUUCUCAUAUCUCGAGGUGUAUAAACAAGAAAUUUCUCGAACUCGCGAUUUCAGAUUUUAUACAGAAAUGAAUAAAUCUAAUUCCUUCUUGUUUUAAGCUGGUAUGUGUGGGG
Thlaspi arvense is the source of this 1316-nucleotide messenger RNA. Lineage: Eukaryota; Viridiplantae; Streptophyta; Magnoliopsida; Brassicales; Brassicaceae. The record is from the annotation of a GenBank genome assembly.